Truncatella angustata is the source of this 854-nucleotide messenger RNA. RefSeq names its product ribosomal protein YMR-31. The coding region runs from base 217 to 621 and encodes 134 amino acids. Gene Ontology annotation, biological process: 2-oxoglutarate metabolic process. Lineage: Eukaryota; Fungi; Ascomycota; Sordariomycetes; Amphisphaeriales; Sporocadaceae. The transcript has 2 exons. The record is from RefSeq and is a predicted model, not a curated record.
CUUACGCAAUAACCCAAGAGUCCGAGCUUCGAGCCUCGAUUCAUUCAUUCGCCGCGAACACCCGAACACUACGGAUCCGUACUCUACCUGGAGACCUUAUCUCCACCAAAACUUUCCUUGCUAUCGUGACCUCCAAGAGGCCGUAGCAUUACACAUCACCUCCGUCACCACCCAGACACGCUCCGUCUUCACUUCAAAACUCACCAACACACCACAAUGCUUGCAACACGAGCUCUGCGCCAAGCAGCACACGCCGCCGAGCGUGUGCCUCUGAUCAGAUUUGUCGGCAAGCGCCACGAGAUUCCUUCCAAGCUGGACCACAGCCCACAACCACACCCAGCCUCCCCAACCGGCUCCCUGCCUGAGGGUUUCGGCAAGAAUGCCAGCGGCAACUCCCACAGCUCCUUCAGCAGCUACCGCGACUCGGCACAGCAGCACGGCCCGCUGCGCAAGAGCGUCGGCUUCAUUGGAGGCACCUCGGGCCGCAAGCUCGGCCCCGUCGAGGCCCCCAAGGGACAAUUCUUUGAUCGCGACGAGCUUCCUGCUAGGUUCAGGCGGGCGCCCAUUGACCUGCUCGAGAUUGAGGCUGUCGAGAGCGGCGGAGCUGCUUUGUUCGGUUGAGGCCAUUCCGUCAUGGCGGCGCUUGGAGUCUAAGCAGCGCGACAGCCAUGAUCAUGACCAUGAUAUCAUGACUGAGCCGCUGAAGUAACGUUGCUAUGCUCUCGGGGAUGCCGUGCCGGACUGGGCCGAAAGAAAACGGGACAGCUGGGGGGAAAUUGACGAAGGGUGAACAUUAAUUCACAGGAUAAUAUUUGAUAGCAGAGUGGUAUGCAUCGCGCCCCGGAUAUGGAAAA